CGGCUUUUUUCGGGAUUUUCGUAGGUUGAAUCGGGUCGAAAUUUGUGUUGUUGGUGCUAUUAUUGUUAUUGCCUUUCUUUCCCCGCAAGUGCGCUGUUGGUUGUGAGCUAGUGUGCGUGAGAACAAUCGGUCCACACAAAAAGUGAUUUGGCGUCGCGUGUGACUGCGUGUGUUUGUGUUAUGCUAUGCUGAGCGCGGUGCGUGGCUUGUGACGAUAACGGCAAUUUAGCCCGGACUUUUACCCCGUUAACCCCCGACUUUUACCCACGAGUGAUCGUUGAUCGCCGGCACCAUGUUUGAUGUUUUCGGCUCCGUGAAGGGUCUGCUGAAGCUAGACCAAGUGUGCAUCGAUAACAACAUAUUCCGGCUGCACUACAAAGCCACGGUGGUCGUCCUGAUCGCCUUCUCGCUGCUGGUCACCUCGCGCCAGUACAUUGGCGAUCCGAUUGAUUGCAUCGUCGACGAGAUUCCGCUGAACGUGAUGGAUACCUAUUGCUGGAUUUACUCGACGUUCACCAUCCCGAACCGGUUGACCGGCAUCGCCGGCAAGGACGUCGUGCAAGCGGGCGUCGGGAGCCACGUCGAAGGCCACGACGAGGUGAAGUACCACAAGUACUACCAGUGGGUGUGCUUCGUGCUUUUCUUCCAGGCCAUGCUCUUCUACGUGCCGCGCUAUCUGUGGAAAACGUGGGAAGGUGGCCGCAUCAAGAUGCUGGUGCUCGACUUGAACAUGCCGAUCAUGAACGAGGAGGCGAAGGAGCGCAAGAAGAUCCUGGUCGACUACUUUGCGGACAACUUCAAGGGCCACAACUUCUACGCCUUCCGCUUCUUCUUCUGCGAGGCACUGAACUUUGUCAACGUACUCGGUCAGAUCUACUUCAUGGACUUUUUCCUGGACGGCGAGUUUUCGACGUACGGUAGCGAUGUGGUGCGCUUCACGGAGAUGGAACCGGAGGACCGCGGUGACCCGAUGGCGCGCGUCUUUCCGAAGGUCACCAAGUGCACUUUCCACAAGUACGGUCCGUCCGGAAGCGUGCAGAAGUUCGACGGGCUGUGUGUGCUGCCGCUGAACAUCGUCAACGAGAAAAUCUACGUGUUCCUGUGGUUCUGGUUUAUCCUGCUCACGAUCCUGACCGGCGUCUCGCUGAUCUAUCGCUUGGCCGUCAUCAUGAUGCCGCGGCUGCGGCUGCUGAUGCUGCGCGCCCGUUCCCGGCUGUCGGCCCACGAGGAUGUGGAGCUGAUAGCGUCCCGGUGUCAGCUGGGAGACUGGUUUAUUCUGUACCAGCUGGGCAAAAACAUCGAUCCCCUGAUCUACAAGGAGAUCAUCUUCGAUCUGGCGCAGAAGGUGGAGGGCAAGGAGAUUGUCUAAGACAUUCUUCCGUCCCCGCCCAACAAGCUGACGGGAGGAGGAACCGCAACGAAGUUCGCGAUCGUAUCGGAUUUCCGUGUGAAUCUUCCUCCAGUUUUCCUUCGCCACCCACCUUUUUAGCACCGACAAGCGCCGCGUAAAGCCAUCUCUGACCCCGCAUUUCCUGUGCCGCAGAAAACUGCACCCCGCGAGAACGUCUCAUAAGCUGACCACAUGAAGAAAAAACGAAAACGGAUGCCGAAUGAAUCAUUGAACCUGAAUUUGCUCCCUCUCUCUUGCCGUCGUCCAUUCUGGCCCGCCUGUCCCGCCACAACCCACAGACAGUGGGAGCAGAAGUGGAAAAUCGUCCGCGCAGAAGAAGCAGCAACGGUUGCGAUCCGCGCACAUGGAAGAUGUCGAAGAUCGUCCAACCGAGCCCAUUUCAGCGCAGGCUCGGAAGCAAGGAAUCAUCUUUACCAUCGCGGCUUGCUCUGCCCUCUAUCAUUCUCUCGUUCUGUCCUUCGUUCCCGCAGCACCAGCGCAGGAUGGGACUCGUCGCCCAGAUAAUCCAGAUCGAUCCAAACAAUCAAACCAAGAGCAAAGGUUCCAUGUGGUGCACCCAACCGAAAAGAGUGUGAGAGAGAGAGAGAGCGAACAAAUGAUCAAUGGGGUGGCACCGUUUUGCCGAGAAGAUCAACAUGUGCCUCAUCUGCAUCCAUCUUUCGUCGUAUUUUAGUGCGCUGCGCCGUCACCACAUCGAUCGCCGUAAAUCGGUUUUAGGAAGAAAGUAACCCACAACAGUCCUCCGGGGCGGAAACCGUUGUGUCCCAGAGAUGAGUCCCACAAGACACCAACACGCUGUACUGUUUUGAAAGUAACACAUUCCUACUGCAAACGUCACCAGACUGUAUCGACGAUGAUAGAUUUUUUCGCUAUUAGACUGUGUAUCGACGGACGGCCGACCGAUAAAUUUCUUGCUAAGGAUCGAGAAUAUGCGAAAAUCAUUUCUCCUUUUCGAAUAAGUCUUUACUGUAGAAUAAGUACUAUGCAAACGAAACGAUAGAAAACUUACUCUCGCAAAGUACUUUGCGCAAGCAUUGGCAAUUAUACCCCGUUCUAGUUGUAGUUCUCUUUUAUGCUGGAUUUCGUGAUACUGCCAUGAUGCCAUACGAAGAGCGCGGACCGGCGGCAGAGCGUGUUUUCCGAAAGGCCAAUGUGUUGUGCGUAGAGACUUUGUAAUUCGCUUCCGGUGGUGAUGCUUUCAGAAGCACUAGACUAACAGCAAGCCCCCAGAGACAGUUCAGGAGUCGCCUCUCGCGAAACGGAUCGUGUAACGCGCACUGGCAUAGAUUUAGUAGCCAUUCAAGCAUGCAUUCAACAAUAUUUAUAAGCGUGUGGUCAGAGCGCGGCAAAAUGGAAGGGAACUUCCUCCGUUGAUUCCGUUCCGAUAGAUGAGAACCAUGAUAGAUCUUUUCUUGUUUUAGUAUGUAGCAGCAUGUAUUCGGCGUGAAAUGUCAUUUUAAUUCAUUUUAUUUUAAUUUAACUCUCUCAAAUCGAACCGAAAUCCGCACAGGUGUUCCGGAUUUGUUUUAAUUGCGAUAAGACCACUCGAAGCGCACGAGUGUGUGUAACUGGCGAAUAUUUAUUGUUUAUCGAGGUUCGGCAUCAUUUCGGACAGUAGGGACAGAGUGCACAAUCUGUGGCCAAGCAUCUCGUUUUUGGCGUGCAACAUACUCUGUGUGAAAGGAAGAGAGGAGGCCUGCAUUCGAUUGGCAUUUAUUAUCCUAAUUAUCUCGAGUAUCAAAAGCAAUCCAGUAAGCAAAAGCAGAAAAAAAAUGUAAACCGCGUUUGGUCAUGACGUCCCACGACGCUUUUUUGAAAAUUGUGACCAGCUGGGGCCAGACGGGCCGAAGAAGUAAGGUACGAGUAAGGCACAAUACACAUCGGAGUGUAAUGCUAAAUUUUUUUAAGUACGACGACGAAGAGAGUACGAUGCGAGUUUCUUGUGAUAAACGUAUAAAUUGUAGAUUUUAAUAGGUCAGCCGGUUUCUACGCCUACGGUGCAUGCGCACCCACCCGUAGUGUAACCCUUUGCGAGCCAAAUUCUUCCUGAGAAAUCCACGCAAUUCCACUUAUACAUCGUCGACGAAUGGAUGGCUAGAAAUUGUAAGGCGCGCGCGUGCGGUCCACCGCGCUCAUUUUCGGAGUUAGGCUUUAACUUUUAAGUCCUGCGUCACAAAACGCGAUAACCACACGAUAUGCUUAGUUGUCCACCUCUUUCCAACCAGAUUCAAAGGUUUCAAUCAUCAAUGUAUCAAUCUGUUUUCCCCCGGAAGCAUUCCCGGAAUGUGGGCACUCCAAGCCCGGUACCGGGCACGUACGAAUAAUGCUCACAUAUCAAACCUCUGCACGCAGUGACGCGAGCGGGGAGAGAGCACCUAGAGAGCAACGAGACGGCGAAGAGAGUAGUGUGUGCCCGCGGCACAGGUGAAGAACUAGUAGUGGCCACCAACAAAGUGUGUAUACCUCACGAAGAGUUGCACAAAAAGCACAUUCGCCCCGACAGAGAUAUUCCAUAUUUUUUGAUAACAUUGCAUAUUACUGAACCCGAAUGGUAUUUUUGAGCGAUCUACAUUUUAUAUCUACCACUAUAGCCACGAAUCGAGAAUCUUGCACAACUUUUGACGUGUAACGCGGAACUGGUAACGAUAAAUCGUAAACAAGACAAUCAAACAAAGACGAAGAUGAUCUUAGGGAGGCGUCCGGUGUCAUUUACUAGGACUAGGCAGGUGUAGGACUCAUAGGCACUGUUCCGUGCGCGAACGGUUGCAACGGUAGAGGUGACUUUGAGUGAUCAAAAACGAAUCCAACCGUUCCGAACUACUACUACUACUACUACUCGUCUGUCACAGUGCCUUUGGAAUUGGAGAUAGAUUUUUGCUUAAAUAAAACUCACGUAUGCUAUUGCAAAAUACACAUUUUACCCUUG
This is a messenger RNA of Anopheles bellator, 4337 nucleotides long. RefSeq names its product innexin inx2. Lineage: Eukaryota; Metazoa; Arthropoda; Insecta; Diptera; Culicidae. Gene Ontology annotation, biological process: phototransduction. The record is from RefSeq and is a predicted model, not a curated record. Gene Ontology annotation, molecular function: gap junction channel activity. The transcript is spliced from 3 exons. Gene Ontology annotation, cellular component: plasma membrane; gap junction. The coding region runs from base 293 to 1369 and encodes 358 amino acids.